AUGGAGACUAGUGAGCCUUUAGUCGAGCAAGAGUCUGGGCAGCUGAAUCCAAUAGCCUGCAGUCAUUGUCGACAGCGAAAACGCAAGUGUGACAGAAAAUUACCCCAUUGCUUACAAUGCAAUAAUGAUCCCUCUAACUGUCACUACCCUGAACAGAACAAAAGAGGCCUUCCUAUUGGUUUUAUAACAAGGCUGGAAGCACGCCUGGCUGAAACGGAAGAAGCUCUUUUCCGUCUCGUCCAGUCUGUCGAGGAACCCGAGAACAACCAAGUUUCAUUCAAACCCUCAUCUCAACGAAAGGAUGACCGUACUAAAGAAUGGGACAGCCUUCCACUGAAGACAUCUGAACAGGUCAAAUUAUGGUACAAGAACAAGUCUGGGCAAAGUGACUCUCCAGUUGUACAUGACGUCUCGAUGGACUUGGAUCAACCAGAAUCAUCUACCCAUGUAGCACUACCAGACGCAGAUCGUGUUGAAAUUUCUGAUGAUAUUCAGAGUAACUCCGGAGCAGAUAUGAUGUUACCUGACGCAGAAGUCCAGAUGGAUUCAAGGAGUGAAAUUCAUACUUCAGAGGUGCCCGUUGGAAGCAAGGCCAAGGACAUGGAACAAAAGAAUCCACAUUUGUAUUUCUGA
Messenger RNA from Fusarium venenatum, 633 nucleotides. RefSeq lists its product as uncharacterized. Gene Ontology annotation, biological process: regulation of DNA-templated transcription. Gene Ontology annotation, molecular function: zinc ion binding; DNA-binding transcription factor activity, RNA polymerase II-specific. The record is from RefSeq and is a predicted model, not a curated record. Lineage: Eukaryota; Fungi; Ascomycota; Sordariomycetes; Hypocreales; Nectriaceae.